Molecule: messenger RNA, 7600 nt
Organism: Toxorhynchites rutilus septentrionalis
Lineage: Eukaryota; Metazoa; Arthropoda; Insecta; Diptera; Culicidae
Product: SLIT-ROBO Rho GTPase-activating protein 1-like
Exons: 14
Coding region: 1997-6124 (1375 amino acids)
Biological process (GO): signal transduction; negative regulation of cell migration
Cellular component (GO): cytoplasm
Molecular function (GO): protein binding
Source: RefSeq, a predicted model, not a curated record
CCUUAGCGUCGAGAGCUGCGCCGUGAAGAAAAAACUCGCGUGAGUGAGUGUUGCAUUCAAGCUCGAUUUGCGGUGUGCGUAAACUAUUGACUUAAUUAGUUCGAAGUAGAUUAUUUCACAAGUAGUGACGCCCUGUGUGUGUUCUAGCAGGUGAGAAAACCACCGUCACCGUCAUGAAGCCAUUGCAGUGAGUGCCAAGUGUCGAAAGCUGUCGGUCGGGGUUGCGGAGAACUGAUCGUGGCGCGUCCGGAUAUGCUAAAUAGCAAUUUAUUAUCGUGCUGUUUUUAGAGGUAUUCUGCUAAAAAUAUCUUCCCUGUUGUGUUGUGGGCACACCGAGUGAGGGCGUUGCCAAAUAAAAGUGUUUGCGUUGGUGUGCAGAAGAGGAAAGUAAAGAAAACAGGGAAAAAACAAGUGUCUGCUAUCAUCGGCGGUAACAAGCGGUGUGCAUAUUCGUGAAAGUGAUUUUAGAAGAAGAAAAACAAAUACUAGCACUCAACGCUUCUUUACAAGUGGUAGACUCAUAAGAGAAGAGAUAAAAAAAACGAGAACGAACACCACACUUUCCGAUAUUUGUUUGGUUCCGGAUCGUUGGGAGCCGUGUGAUCCAGUUUUGUGUUACGCCAAGCGUUGUCGGACUGAAAACUAGACGAGAAUGUUGAGAAUGUCGAUGGAGAAGGAAUAGUGUGAUAUUUCAGCCAGAAAGCGGGGCACCCGCGGCGGCAAAUCUAUCUACACCCCGGGCUUGCUCGAAACGACCUCGCGUAUGUUUGUUUACGGCAUUUCUGACCGGCCCGACAUAUUUGCGUACGACGAAUCAUCGCCCUCAGCAGAGGCAACAAAACAGCAGCGCUAAUAGAAUUAUACACACCGCACCGCAGCAGAGGGACCCCACGUUGCGGCGUUAGAAUCCUUUACUGCAUACCCCGAAGUUAGAGAUAGACAAGAAGACAACGUCGUUAAAACCGUCCAUCGGCAACAGCAACAACAACACCAACCGCAACAACGUCGGCGCAUACAACCACACAGCCCUGGUCUGGCUCAAGAGCCUGGUCUGGCCUGUUCCUUCUCACUAGUUUGGCGACCGUCGAGCCGUUGAGACACGUUUUUUGGUUUGCUUUGCCUCGCGAACGCGUGUGGGCAUAGAAUUACAUUCGGGAGUUGGUAACCGUAACGUGCCGGUGGAUCAUAACCGGGCCACUACCAGAGGGGGGCGUUCACUAUUUCGCCGUGCCGUGAAAGUAGUUAUCUCAUUUUAGGAUCGCGAAGAUUAUUGCGUCACUGUGAACACGACGAAGGCGGUGGCGACGGCGGCGAAGACCGGUUUAAAGUCGCGGAAAACAAAACAAGCGCCUAUUGCGUCGGUGAAGUUUAUUCAACCCGCGACUGCUGCUGACAUUCACACACAUGAGAGUGGCACUAAAAUGUCACGUUAUAUGUAACGCGCUGUGUGGGGAUCAGAGUGUGAGGUUUACAAGCAGGUUAAUUAAUCCUAAGUUUUGAUUGAUGCGAUUUGAGUUUUGCUUUCCCAGUAUUUUGGCACACGUGAGUGUUUAACCAUGGUAGCGAAACAGUGAUGCAAAUUGCAAAUGUGAAUGCUAAUGCUGAUGAUGAUUACGAUCGAUCGCGCUACUCAAAGCCAUAAAAAUAAUCUAUCUUUGCCAGCAAAGUGUGUGUGAUCAUCAAACGAAUAACCCCCCAAAAAAAGCACAGCGCGAAAGGGCGGAAAAGCGCAAGAAGUGAAGUGAAAAUUGUGUCAUAUCUACAUGCGGCAAGUGGAGCAGUCAUGUCAAAAUCGAUGCUGUUGUGAGAUCAUUUGCCAGGUUGUGAUCAUGCAGUUGAUGAAGUGAUUGUGAAGUGCGCGCAGAAAAGGGCUGCUUCAUAUAUAGAAAGAGAGCCUGUGUGUUUUUUUUCUUCUUCAUAACAACUAGUUAUACAAUUCAUUCGGAGAAACUUAUUAUUAUUUGCACGUGAAUCGUUAUCAAAUCCAGAAGCCAGGAUGAACGGAGUCACGCUAAUGGACGAGAACGAUGUGGACAUCAAGAGCCCCAUCCGGCGGCUGGGAUCGACCCGCAAACUCAAUCUUUUCAACAACAUCCGACAGCAGCUGAAUGAACAACUCAAGUUUCUCGAUGUUCGCAUGGAAUCGCAGAUCUCGCUGAUCCAAGAAUUGCAAGACUUCUUCCGACGGCGCGGCGAAGUGGAGUUGGACUACAGCAAAAGUUUAGACAAGCUGGCGAAGAGCUUGCAGCUUCGACACAAGGAACAGCGACAGAAACGUGAGCAGUGGCCCAUGUUUUCUUCGUACUCCUGCUGGCAGCAGCUGGUUAAUCAGACCAAGUCCCUAUCGCGUGAUCACGCGGCCCUAUCAGAGAUCUAUUCGGUGCACCUUGUGGCCCGGUUGCAGUCUGUCUGGGAUGAUGUACAGCGAAUAUACAGAAAAUGCCGCGAGAUCGGCUUCGAAACACACGUCGAAAUUCUGCGCAUCCUGCAGGAGUUGCACACCAAUAUGAAGACCUACCACACCUACCAAACGGAGGCCAAGGAGGCCGAGAAAAAGCUGCGGGCCGCGGAGAACCAGCGCAUGAAGCUGCAGCAGAGCGUUCCCAAGGAAAAGUUGGAGCGCAGCAAAAAGUACCGCCUCAUCGAGAAGGAGGUACUCAAACGCAAGAACAAAUACACCGACGCAAGACUGAAGGCCCUCAAGGCCAAAAACGAAUACCAGCUGUGCUUGGAGGCGUCCAACACCACAAUCCACAAAUACUUCGUGGAGGAUCUGAGCGAUCUCAUUGAUUGUAUGGACCUUGGCUUCCAUUCGGUCGUCUCUCGGGCCCUAUUGAUGCACGUUUCGGCCGACCAGGGUCGCUGUCGGGCCGUUCUAAACAACACAGAAACCCUGUCGCACAUCAUCAACUCGAUGGACAGCCGGGCCGAUAAGCAAAAGUUCCUCGAACAGCACAGCGCCGCGUUUAUGAUCCCCAAACGGCUCGAGUUCCAGGGACAAGAGGACGACAUCGAACCAGAGCUGCAGAAGGCUCUCCACCAGGAGAUGGAAUCACGGCUCGUGCAGCUCGAACAACGGGUAAACAACCUCCGUAUGGAGUCGGAGGAAAUAUGGAAGACGCUGGAAACGGCUGAAAUUAAUUUGCUGGAGAUCUUGAACACAAAGGACUACGACUGUACGGGGUCCUUCGGCGAUGGUGCCGUUGGUAUCCCAAAGCCGGAGAAUACUGCACUCAAGCUUAGGUCAGACAAGAAUGAGAUUGAGGAAUUCUACAUCACGAAAAUCCGCGAGUACAUCCUCGCGACGUCCCGAAUAGCUAGGCUCGACUCGAAGGCCGAGUUCCUGCGGAACGCCCUGACGGCGGACUCAGCCCUCAAAACCGAUACGCUAACCAAGUCGAACGCGCCGAAGCGAAAGCGUAUCGGCCGAAUGAACAAAUCCGGCCGACCGAAGCUGUUCGGUGGGUCACUCGAGGAGUACCUCGAAGCAACCGGAGAGGAAAUUCCACUGAUACUGAGAAGCUGCAUUCGGGUUAUCAAUUUAUAUGGACUUCAUCACCAGGGUAUCUUCCGGGUGUCCGGAUCUCAAGUAGAAAUAAGUAACUUUAAGGAGGGUUUCGAGCGGGGUGACGAUCCGCUCGCCGACACGACCGACGCAUCCGACAUCAACUCCGUGGCUGGGGUGCUAAAACUGUAUUUACGUGAACUGCGCGAACCGCUCUUUCCGCUGAUCUACUUCGAUCACUUUGUAACGCUGGCACAACUCGAAUCAAAGCACGAGAUCGUAUCGGGCAUUCGCAAGUUCUUUGGGAGCCUACCGAAAUCAGUGGUGAUCGUAAUUAGAUAUCUGUUCGCGUUUUUGAACCACCUGUCGGAGUACUCGGAUGAAAACAUGAUGGACGCCUACAAUUUGGCCAUAUGCUUCGGACCCACCCUGAUGCCGGCCCCGGAGGACAAGGACCAGGUGCAGUACCAGAAUCAGGUGAACGAACUGAUCAAGAAUAUCAUCGUGUACCAUGCCGAGCUGUUCCCGAAGGAUCUGGUGGGAAUGCAAUACGAGAAGUUUAUUUCGUCCGAACCCUUCGAAGAUAUUGAUGUAGGGGACUCACCAACGGAGCAAGUCUCGGAGGAUCCAGACUCUGAGGUGUAUCCCUCGGAGGACGAAUCUGACACAUUUGAAGCCAUUGUACAGUUCGACUUCAACGCACGUUCGGAACGUGAACUCUCGCUACGGAAGGGUGAUAAUGUGAUACUCUAUAAUCAGGUUUCCAACGAUUGGUGGCGUGGAGCCGUGAAUGGAAGGACUGGCCUGGUUCCCGACAAAUAUAUUUCGCUAAAGAUUAAGGAUGAGGAUCGCGACAAAAGUGAGCACCUCAAAUCAUCCAGCUCGGAAGAAUCCGUCCGGAAGCGCCGUCCCAGCGGUAACAUUUCGAUCAACAGCCAGCUCUCGAUAUGCACGCAGAACUCGAACACGCUCUCUAACAUCACUUGUGGCAGUGAUUACACCGGGUCCACAAUCAGUGCUAACACCCAGGGAGGUGGGGGAAUCUGUGGCGGUGGAGGAAUAAUGGUCCCACAGGCGAAUCUCAUACAAAAUUCAAUGUCGUCCUCGCCCGGCCAUCCCCAGUAUCAAACUAUUCAGCAGCAACAGCAGCAACAGCAACAACACCAGCAGCAGUUAGUUCAGCACCAACUCCAACCAAUCAACAGCCAGGUGACCCAUCAGCCACCCCUGCCGACGGCUCAUCCCCUGAUCGGAGAGAAACUGGCGGCGGAUCUGAAGGACCCGGACUACAUCCACUACGACACGGUAGACCUGAAGGGAUCCACUUACAGCUACCACGACGAACCGCACUCGUUCGAGACCUCGGCCGAAUUCCUGGAGGACAUGAAUCACUUCACAUUCGAGCCCCAGAAACCCUCGGAACCAAUCUACGCCGAACCGACCAAGAUAACCGUCCAUCGGGACAAGUCGCCCGCCCCGGAGUGCUCCGGGGGUGGUGACAGCAACAGCAACGACGAAUCGGACAUCGAAGCGGUCGAGUUCCGGUCCAAGCUCGGUGGCAUGGGAGAUCCACCGGAACACACGAAAUCCUCUCUAGUGUUGAACCGCCGCAGCGAUAUGCUGCUCCCUUCGGCCAAAUCGACUGACGAGAAAAAUCGGAUGUCCGACUCGCUGAUGGCGGCCGGAGCGAACCAGAAUGUGGACGAAAAUGGCGAGUCCCGUCCGAUGAGAAAAUUUCACUCCAAGAGCUUCAGCCUGUCGGAGAACAAGCUCAGCCUGGCGGCGACACCCGUCUCGUCCGGAUCGUCAACGUUGAAUGUGUUUCAGCACAAUCGGGACCUGUGGCAGAAACGAGCCACCCAGAGUUCGUACCAGAAUCUGACCACGUCGAGAAUUUUGAGCCGGAAUAGAAUCGCCCCAGAUUUGGUGAUGGAUUUGCCUCCGGCGAUUGGUAAGGAUUGUGUGGGGAGUGCUUCCAGAGAUUCGUUGGACGCCGAGCUGGAGGAUAUGACGUCGGCGGAACGGUUUGCGGCUCAGAAUCAGUGCACGCUGAAGAAAAACGAACGAUUCUCGACCGAAUCGGUGGUAUACGAAAAUAGUGGUAAGAAGGAGGUCAAAUUGGACGUGAAGGGUGGACCGCCUGCGGAUAAACCGAAAGCGGAGGUGAAACCCCAAGAAAGCAGUAUUAAAACGCCGACUUUGGCGGAUGGUUCCAGGGUUUUCGACGAAGCUGGCGGCGCCGGUGACGAUAAGGAGAUCGUUACCAAAGUUACACUGGAGGAAAGCCUUCACAUUGAGGAAUUCACUAGCAGCAGCGGUACCGUCGAGGGCAUCCAGCUUUCUUCGCUGGCUACCAAAGAACUAGCUAAGAGUCCAAUUCCCGCGCGAAACACGCAAAAGUUUGUGUCCCAAUUUGCCGACCUGCAUUUGACCGGUGGCUGUCUGAUAAAGUCGUCGGAGGCAACGUCUUCCGCUGCCGCCACAUCGCUCGCACAGGAGCAGCAAGCUAAGAGUCUCAGUUCCUUCAAGCCCCAGGUUAAGGUUAAACCACAAAUCCUGAAGAAACCCCAGGUUUUGCCGCCGCAAACGCCCGAGAUGGCGCGGAGAGCGCACGAAUAGAACCGACGUAUGGGACUCGGUUUGCGGUCCAAAACACUCAACCUGUAAGUGAUAUACCAAAAACAAAACGGAAUCAAUCUUCAUUGUAAAUGAGGAAAUUUUGCUCGGAAUGAACAGAAGCGGAAUGUUGAACGAAUGUUGCGGGAACUGGGAUACAGGGUUGGCCCCACCAUUUAGGGAAAGUAAGGGCCGUCAGAUUCAUACACACAUACACACUCACACACAAGCAUACACAAGUAUCAGGCAGGCUUUUGGUCGACUUUUUAGGCUUACGAAUGGUAGAGAGAUUGGAAAGCAAAACAAACACCAAUAUUUGAAUGUAACAAUAAUAUUAAUAUUUAAGACUGGAUUGGUACAAUAUAGAAGUCGAGGUAAAAUCUAGAAACACAGGCGAACAAGAAAAAAAACAUUAGAUCACAGUUAGAAAACUCUCAAAUCAAAGAAAUCGAAUUUCUAAGUCAGUAGAGGUACAGUUUUUUUUAAAAUAAGUGUAUGGGAAUUAGAUUGUGGAUGAGAGAUUUUUAGACGGGAACGGUUAUCGAACAUCACAAGCUAUCAUAUUUACAAGAAGAGAAGACGUAACGCUUUUCCAGUGAUUGGUGGUGCAUCAUCUGUUUAUGAUAUUAAGCAUUAGUUAAAGUUUUAUCUCUAAAAAAAAUACCUUUGAUUUUAUACUAUUGUAAACAUCGAAUUUUCUAGGUUAAGUUGAAUCACGCCACGUGGCGAGUGUGAACCAAUUUUAAUGGGGACAUCUUAAUUCGUAUUUUUUAUAUUUGUAGACAACGCGAUUGAAAUUGGAUCAAUGAUAAAAGUAUACUCGUAUUUGCUCUAUUCGUUCGUGUCGAAAGAAGCGAACCUUUUUGUUUUCACAUUUUGAAACGACCCGCCGAUAUUGGGAUUUUGGUUUGGGUUUAUGUUUCGAAACCCCGCUGUGAUGUCAGUUUGAAGACGCGCAAGACACAGAGGGCAUAAAGCAUUGAGAUGAGCAGCAGAAGAAUUGUACCAAUAUUUUCCCUCUACCAGGAACAAACAAUACUAAACACGUUAAUAAUCGCAGCAAACCAGCCAAAAAAAAAACUCUUCGUUGUCCAUUACAUACACUGAUUAUCAUGAAUCAGUCAAGCAAAUCAAAACGAGCCUAUUUCUAGGUGAACACCAUUAUCAGAGCAAACCAAAUUCGAAAAAAGGAAAACAAACUUAAACGAAACUAAUGAAAUACGAAAUGCUGUCUAGCUCUAUAAACCCUAAUCAAGAAAACAAAACAAAUCAUGAGAAAAUAACGUAUGAAAUAAUUAUCUCUCUGUAUUAGCGAACGUAAAUUCCUUAUUCGAUCAUGCAUCAUUAUUAUACAAACAGACGAACAAAAAAAAAUCGCAAACAAACGUCAACCAACUCGUAGCCAUUACCUUUUUAAAUUAUCCAUCAAAUGUUCCACAGAAUAAUAAAGAAAACGAAAUCAGUCAUUAAUCAUUAGGA